Molecule: messenger RNA, 815 nt
Organism: Poecilia reticulata (guppy)
Lineage: Eukaryota; Metazoa; Chordata; Actinopteri; Cyprinodontiformes; Poeciliidae
Source: RefSeq, a predicted model, not a curated record
GAAGCAGAGAAGAAGAGCCAAUCAGAGGAGGAGCAGCUGAUCUUUUUCCAGCACUAAUGAUGUAAAGGAUGAUCAGAGUUGAUGUGCAGAUGAAUGAUGUGUGUUUCCUCUGCAGGUGAAGCUAGAAAGUGUGUGUGAGCUGAUGUGAAUUGAGCAGCAUGGAUCAGUGUGAGGACAGAGAGGAGGGAGUCCCUCCCUCUAAAACCACUCUGUGUGGGGAAGAUGAGAGCCAGAGCAAAGGUCAGAGGAUCCAUCAGAGACUCAGACCAGAACCAGAACCCAGCUGUGUGUCCUUUAAGAGCAACAGGUCAAAGAAUGAGAGCAUUGACUUUAAAUCUCCUGGAUCUCCACCAUCAGAGAGGAUCAGUCCUAGUUUCACACAAGGAGAAUUAAAUCCCGCCUCUGUGUCUUCUGAGAGUGAAGAAUCAAUGGAUCAUUGUACCAUUGACGUUAAAUAUCCUAGAGCUCCAUCAUCAGAGAGAGUGGACGAGCAGAGCUCAAAUGUUCCCAGUGGUCCGUCGGCCCAGCAGAAUCAGACAGAGCUGGACUCCAUAUUUAUGCUGCUGGAGGAAAACAUUGUUACUUUUGUGAAGAACGAGCUGAAGAAGAUCCAGAAGGUUCUGAGUCCAGAUUACCCAGAAUGCUCAGAGAGUCAGAAAGAGGAUGAUGAGGUGUUGAAAGGUGAUGAUGAAGAGAAGAAGAGGAGCAGCAGAGAGGCAGUGAUGAAGAUCACAUUGAACUUUCUGAGGAGGAUGAACCAGGAGGAGCUAGCUGACCGUCUGCAGAGCAGUAAGAGGAUUUCUACAAAGAUUUAA